This is a messenger RNA of Brassicogethes aeneus, 3577 nucleotides long. The record is from the annotation of a GenBank genome assembly. NCBI's taxonomy places the organism in Eukaryota, Metazoa, Arthropoda, Insecta, Coleoptera, Nitidulidae.
GGUUUCCGUAAAUAAUUAAUAAUGGACAACUUUUUAGCGGAAAAUAAUGUGUGCGGGCAAAACAUAUUGCAUUUAGUGUCCAGGGGAAAUGCUAUCAUAGCCGAAUUAUUGCGGUUAAAGGAUUAUAUUCCGAAUAUUUACAAGCUUGAAACCAAGCAAGAUGUACAAAAAUAUGGUGAUAUUAUAUUGGAUUAUAAUUAUUUUAAGAAUGCCGAAGCACAGGAAAACAAAAUAGAGUCUUCAGAGGCCUUAAGGGAACUGGAUGAAGAAUUUAGAGAUAAUCAUAUAGAUAUUAUUAGUAGAUUUUACUUGGCUUUUGAGAGUGUACAUACUUAUGUAACAGACUUGAAUCAUUUUUUGGAGGAAUUAAAUGAUGGUAUCUAUAUACACCAAACAUUGGAUAAUGUUUUUCUUGAUAUGGAAGGAAAACAACUUCUGUGUGAAAGUCUAUUUUUAUAUGGCCUUAUGCUCUUAAUAGUGGAUUAUUACAUUGAAGGCAUCAUUCGGGAGAGAUUAUUGGUUUCUUAUUAUAGAUAUACACCACAAAGGCGGGACACACAAAGUUGUAUAGAUGAGGUUUGCAAAUUAUUAAGAGAUACUGGGUUUAACACCUCUAAAAAACCUACCAACUAUCCAGAGGACUAUUUUAAACGGAUCCCGAUAAACUCGACGUUCAUAGAAAUGGCGAUAGGCCGCCUUAGAUCGGACGAUCUCUACGGUCAGAUAUCCGUUUACCCGCUACCCAAACACCGCAGCACCGCCCUAAGCACGCAAGCGUCCAUGCUGUACGUCUGCUUGUUUUUCUCCGCAAACGUCCUCCACGCGCAAACGGCGAUAAUGCGCGAAAUAGUCGACAAGUUUUUCCCCGACAACUGGGUGACAUCGGUGUACAUGGGCAUGAUCGUGAAUCUGGCCGAGGUGUGGGAGCCCUUCAAAGCCGCCAGGAUGGCCUUGAACAACACCUUGGAGAUCGUCAACGUGAAAGACUACGCGCAAGGUUUCGGCAGUAACAUCGUCAACUUACACCAAACCACGAACAUGCUGCUGAAAGAGGGGAACAUCACCAAGGAAACCUUGCUGAAAGACAUAAAUAAUAUCAUAAACACGCUGAGGGAUUGCAAUGUCACCGUGCGUUGGUUGAUGCUGCACACUUUCGGCAAGCAAGACAAAAAUAAGAAACUAAAGCAACUUAAAGAUCUUAUUGUAAACGAAUCCAAAUGCGAGUCGGCGCAGAUAUUUAAGUUGCUGUUGAACACAGCCCAGUUGGAGUUAACUUGCAGGGAAAUGUUUAAAAAUCUCCUGCACGAAAAGGAGAAACAAUGGGAGGAUUUAAAACAGCAGAGCUACAAAAGCCUGUGCGAGCUGUCUGAAGUUUUCGGCGGAAGCGUGCCGCUAUCCAGAAUCCAGAAAAACGAGAACUUGGAGAAGUGGUUUUUGGAAAUAUCGAAGCAAGUCGAGACGUUGCACCAGCACGAGAACAACUCGUCGAGAAAGUUGGUGCAACUGAUACAGGCGUUGGAGGAGGUGCAGGAGUUCCACCAGCUGGAAUCCAACAUGCAGGUGGUGCAAUUCCUGAGCGAAACCAGGAAGGAUCUGCACCGGAUGGUGAGGAACAUGAACAUCAAGGAAGACGUGCUGAUAAACCUGCAAAUAAUCGGCGAUGUGAGCUACGCGUGGGAGCUAAUCGACUCCUACACGCCCAUAAUGCAGCUCGGCAUCAAAAAGGAACCGACCCUGGUGAUAAAACUUCGCGCUGUCUUCCUGAAGCUCGCCUCCGCCUUGGAAUCGCCUUUACUGAGGAUCAACCAGGCGCACAGCGAGGAUCUGAUCUCCGUAUCUCAGUACUACAGCAGCGAGCUGGAGAUUUACGUCAGGAAGGUCUUGCAGAUCAUCCCGCGCAUGAUGUUCCAGAAGUUGGCCAGGAUAAUCGAGAUGCAGACCUCGGUUUUAAAGGAAAUCCCCACCAGGUUGGACAAGGAUAAGGUCAAGGAUUACGCGCAGCUGGAAGAGAGGUUCGAGUUUGCCGAGUUGACGCACUCUAUCUCGGUUUUUAGUCAAGGAAUGAGGAUGAUGAAAAGUACCUUAGUGGGAGUGGUGUGCUUGGAUCCGAAACAAUUGCUGGAAGACGGAAUACGUAAAGAGUUAGUUCAACACAUUUCUAAAGCUUUACAUUCCGAACUAAUAUUCAGCAGCAAACCAAAAGCUGAGGAACUGGAACAAAAACUAAAGUCCCUAGGAGCGAUUAUGGAUGGGUACAAGAGAUCGUUCGAAUACAUUCAAGAUUAUAUAAAUUUGAAUGGUUUAAAGAUAUGGCAGGAAGAGGUGACUAGGAUAGUAAAUUUUAACGUGGAACAAGAAUGCAAUGGUUUUCUGCGUAAUAAGGUUCACAACUGGCAAAGUGUGUACCAAAACAGACAUGUCCCAAUACCAUAUUUUGCCCGUACAGAUAGUAUAAGUGAAAAUUUUAUAGGCAGGCUUGCCAGGGAGGUUAUAAGGAUCACAGACCCAAGAAAUUCCAUAUAUUUAUUGCAAACAUCGACCUGGUACGAUAUUAAAACUCACAAGCCCGUAUUUAACAAAGAAGGCAUCGGUUUGAUUGCGUCAGCGAUAGAAAUUGCUGGAUUAGCAGGCCUUGACCGGUUGUUUUCCUUUAUGAUUGUUACCAACUUACAGAAAAUAACAGCUAUAUUUGAGAACAAAAACAUAAAGCACAACAACUGGAACAGCGUUAUGACAAUGAUUUACAACGACUUUAAAAAAACUGAAGAACUUUCAAAUCCCCUCAAGUUCUACCAAAAUCAAGUCAGUAGAACCUCGAAAAUUUGGAACGAAUUUCUAGAGUACACCUUACUUGUUGGCCAACUGCAACUAUUAAGGCACCUAAUCGCCUUCCACUUGAACAAAUCCUGCAAGUUUAACGCCAAAAAUAUGGAAUCUUCGCUGAGGACCUUAAACAAAGCACUUUUACUGGACAUAAAAAACGAACAUUACGAACCAAAAGAGGAGCUACUUUUCGCCCUGUCCAGUUAUUUUGAUUACGCCGGGUUAAACAAUCCAUUUAGAAAAGUUUACGUAACGUCCAAAAAUAAUAUGGACUACUCGGUGGCCAUUUUCGUGUUUGCUAUAGCGCAUCUGCCAAAAAUAUUUCUUCCUAAAAAUACAGGUAAUUUUAAUAGACGAGGACAAGACCAAAUAGACGGAACUGCUUUCGCCGUUGCUAUACAAACUGUUUUAAAGCAGUUUCAUAACAAUAUCAACCAUAAUUUUAUAGAGUUAUUCUCGAAUUUUAUUAUGCAACUCACCAAGCAUCACAUAAGUACUAAAAACUCCGAAUUGCCGUUGGAAGUGAUUUUAUCCAUGAAUUUUAUGGAUGUUUAUACAGAUUUUUCCAACGAAUCCAGAAUUUCUUACAGAGAGUGUUUACCGCCAGAAAUAUUACACAUACAAGAAUCUUUAGCAAUGCCUACAUAAUAUUCUAAAACUAAGUAAAACAUUGAGACUGCAGGACAUUCCUAAUGAUACAAAAUAUAUAUUUUAAUAAAGUUGUUAUAUAUGUACAUCAAAUAAAUGCUUACUU